AUGGAGCACUACAUCCGUCUCCUCACUACCCAACUCACCACCUACACCUCCCAAGGCGGUCAUCUCCACAUCACGCAACGCGAAGCAACACGAAAGAUCGUUGCCGACACCGACGCCUACCUGUGCUCUAUCGGGCUGAUCCAGCAUGCUGUGUAUGACAUGGUCGUCGCGCAGGUUGCGGUGGUGUUUCGUAGGUAUGCGGAUGCCUUUGUGAGGCGGCGCGAGGGGGAGAGCGGGACGGGGGAGACAGAUUAUCCGCAUUUGUAG
Molecule: messenger RNA, 267 nt
Organism: Morchella importuna
Lineage: Eukaryota; Fungi; Ascomycota; Pezizomycetes; Pezizales; Morchellaceae
Exons: 1
Coding region: 1-267 (88 amino acids)
Source: RefSeq, a predicted model, not a curated record